Molecule: messenger RNA, 1599 nt
Organism: Ambispora leptoticha
Lineage: Eukaryota; Fungi; Glomeromycota; Glomeromycetes; Archaeosporales; Ambisporaceae
Source: the annotation of a GenBank genome assembly
AUGGAGGAAGAAAUAAAUAAGAAAGUUGAAGAAACUAUCAAAUCAUUGCUUGCAUCAUGUCGAUUGUUUCCUAAACCUGUUCUCAAUAUGCUUGCGGAUUUUCAUUCAAAUCCUCAAACAAAAAAAGCGAUACAUCAUCGUUACCUUGGCAAUCAAGCUUUAACAAAUGGCAACUACAAAACAGCAUUUAAUGAAUAUUCAAGUGGAAUUAUAAAUAAUCCUGAUGAUCCGGCUCUGUGGUGUAAUCGGUCCCUAGCAUUUCUCAAACUCGGACAUCCAGAACUUUCUGUCAUUGACUCUAGACGCGCAAUUGCAAUGAUUAAUAAAUUUAUUGCUGAUUACCUAAAUAAUAAGCCUGGACUUAGAAUGCCGCUUCUUGCCUAUGGUAAAAAUGAAGAUUUAACACCAGAAAAAAAAUUGACACAGCUUCAAGUUAAAGCCAUGUUUCGCGAAAUUCAGGCAUUUGCGGAUCUGGAACUUUUACCAAAUGCAAUCUAUUCCUGCGAGCAGUUGCUACAAGAUAAAGAUAUUUAUAAAGAUGUCCCUUUUAAUUGGAUUGAUGUACAAAAAUUACUCGUGGAAUGUAAAAAGAAAUUGGAGGAUGGAUGUAAGAAAUAUGGUCCGACGUAUAAAGAUUUCGUUAAAAAUGGUGCGAACUGUACGUUCCGUGGAUCGUAUUGGUGGGAUUCAAGACAAGAGAAUAGAAUGUCAGAAGAGAUAUUUCAAAUUUUAACACAGAAAGUUUCAGAAAUUUCUUCUUCAAAGAUCGAAGUGGCCAAAGUUACUUUUGAAGAGUCGGGAGAUGAAUAUCAGUAUGGCCUAAAAGCGACAUCCGAUAUCUCGGCAAACACAUUGAUAUAUGAAGAAAAACCGUUCCUUUGUGUUAAUUCUAAAAUUAAGAAACGAUGCGAUUAUUGCAAUCAAGAAAUCUCGAAAAAAUUCAGAUAUUUGUGUCCAAGAGUAGAUUGUAAGGAGAUAUAUUGUAAUAUUAGAUGCUAUCAACAGGCAUAUGAUCUGUAUCAUAAAGUCAUGUGCGGAAAAGAUUUCAGCGAAAUUUACAAUGUUGUAAGAACCGGAAUAUCAACCUCCUCGCUAAUUAUCCUCUUCCUAAUCAAACUCUUUGCAAUCGGUAAAAUUCGCGAUACCUGUCCAUUAGACCUCGAAGAGAUCAAACAUUUACGACGUUGGAUGGCCGCGCAACUGCACUUGCCUUCGGCGUCUUUUGAUUUUUAUCAAAUAGUAAUAAAAAAUCUAGAGAUUCCGAUUGGUGAUCUUCGCUUUGACUUCUGGGUUUUUAUUUCCUGCAUGUGUUUCUUAUGCAACAACAUGUUUGGUGAACAAGAUGAAAAUUCUCAUCCUGACUUCGGGUCAUUGCAACCUUUGACAAGUCUCAUCAAUCAUAAUUGUGAACCAAACGCUGAAUUGGAUCUUAAAGAGGAGUUAAAAGCAAGACGAAAAAUCGUAAGAGGAGAACAAAUUACCAUUUCUUAUCUCGAUUGGCCGGGUUUGACUAAUGAAGAACGUAGCCAAAGGUUGUUUGUGACAUAUGGCAUUAAAUGCAACUGCAGAAAAUGUUUUCCUUAUUCUAAAUCAUAUUAA